Molecule: messenger RNA, 261 nt
Organism: Macrosiphum euphorbiae (potato aphid)
Lineage: Eukaryota; Metazoa; Arthropoda; Insecta; Hemiptera; Aphididae
Source: the annotation of a GenBank genome assembly
AUGCAAACUAGAUGGCUUGCGUUGAUGCCUGCACUGGAAAGCGUAUUGAAAAUGUUUCAGCCAUUAAAAAAUUAUUUUCUGAGCAUUGAUAAAUGCCCGAAUAUACUGAAAGAAUUUUUUGAAAAUCCCAGCUCUGAAUUAUGGUUGUAUUUUAUGCACGCACAAUCAGCUACAUUUCAUCAAGCUGUAUUAAAGAUCGAGGGCCAAAACGUGUCUGCAAUAGAUGCCGCAAAUGAAAUUAAUACGGUAUACCCAAUGUAA